AUGCACACAAGUUGGCUCGAGCGCAAAGGCUGCGUGCAUCAAGGUCGGAGAGACAACAGCGCCGUGCCGAGGCUGCCCAGGCAGCGCAACUGCGCAUACAUAGAUGAGGACCUGGAUCACAACAGCAGCUUUGGGGGUGCCGUCACACCAGUUGAGAUGGAGGUGGCACAUCUCCUGGCCACGUUUGGCCAUGUUAACACCAAGGCCCACUGCGGAAGUCUUGCCAGAGAAGACGAGGAUUUACAUUCCAGUAGCAGAGCUCUUGGAUACACAGAAGCCGACAUGGAAGCAGCGUGUGUGCUGGCCACCUUCAACCACGCAGCUAAAGCUCAACAGACAGCAUUGUCCACAAACAGUUAUGUUGACAAAGCUGUGGAAGUUUACACUGGGGAUUUUGGACGGAGAUUCACUGAUAUCCUGUCAGCAGAAAACAUAAAUACAUUGACAGGCCUCACUUCGAUGGAGCUGCUGGAGACACUGACCGCAUGUGCUGACUUCUACAACAUUUCUGGCUGCACAGUGACUAAGUGCACGGACGUGCUAGUUACUCUGAUACCCAUUUUGGGCAAAGUUUUGUCCUCGGUGCUAGUGCUCCCAUCAAAGAGCGAAACACUCAUGAAGGUGCCCACCUCUUUUGACAAAUAUCAGAACGUCCGUCUCGUGCUUGACUGCACUGAGGUUCCCGUCGCACAGCCAAGGUGUCUCAAAUGUGAAUUGCGGAUGUAUUCUUUUUACAAGAAAGGGUUCACUUGUAAAUAUAUGGUGAGUGUAACCCCGGGGGGUCUGAUCGCUCAUAUCAGUGCAGGGUAUGGGGGUCGAGCCUCGUAUAAACACAUCUUUGAGGAAAGCGGGGUGGUCGACCUGCUGCUUCCGGUAAUUGACAACGUCAUGGUUGACCGGGGCUUUUUAAUUGACCAAAUCUGCGAGGACAGACUGAUUAAAGUAAUUCGGCCACCGUUCAAAAAACAACGGAAGCAGAUGAGCCGCACAGAUGCUCUGGACACCCAGAGAAUUGCGUCUGCAAGGGGGUACGUCGAACGUGUCAUUCAACGCAUGAAGAUAUUUAAGAUCUUGAGCACAAAGGUCACAUGGAACAUGGUGCCCCUUCUAGACGACAUCAUGAUGAUUGCGGCAGGUCUGACAAACCUCUCGGCACCAAUCCUUGCACCAGAGAGAUUUCUUUAA
Molecule: messenger RNA, 1185 nt
Organism: Ixodes scapularis (black-legged tick)
Lineage: Eukaryota; Metazoa; Arthropoda; Arachnida; Ixodida; Ixodidae
Exons: 4
Coding region: 1-1185 (394 amino acids)
Source: RefSeq, a predicted model, not a curated record